AUGGCCAGUCUGGAGUGCGUUGGCGUGGAUCAUGAUGAUACUGAUGACAUCAGGAUGAUGAGUACUGUUACAGACAAUGAACAAGGUGCUGCGCAGCACUCAUUGCCAGGUGCUGAUACCUGUCGAGGUAAACUUGUGAUGCAAGUUGACAAAUUCAACCAGCACUACAUCCAAUGUCAGUUGCGCUCACGAGAUGAUCUGUCCCACCUGAUUCUCCACAACCUGCAAGAGUUCGAUACUGGCUACCUGCAGGCCCUCCUUGAUGAUGAUAAAGUAGUCAUUGCGUCUCAUGAACAAGAUGUGAGAGAUAAUGGAUAUGGCCCACUCAUUCCUUGUCAUUUUGUUGCCUCCCCGUCUCAGCAAAAACAACUUUGCCCACAUUGGCAUCAAUCCAAUGACGGAACAUUGGCACGCGGAGUGUUACUUAAAUGGGAGCACCGUUGUACUGCAAAAUUUGAUAUCUAUGUACCUGAGGACUUACCUGCAUGCCCCCAAGUUGCUGUUGUUUGUCGUAACCCCCAUUCACACCCACCACCGGCACCCAUCAAAACUCCACCUCUGCUUGUUGAUCUUUUUCAGACUCUUCUACUAGAUAUGGACUGGCAGCUUGCUGAUGCAACUCCAUGUCGGAUUGUUUUGGACUCAGGCUUCAUGAGAGGACUUUGUAUAGCAUUAGGAUGGGUAGCAGACCGAAGCCCUUGUCUUUCCGAUAUUCAUCCAUUGCUUGCCAACCUUGAUCAUGUCCGGCGUCUAAUCAAUGUUUUCCACUUCGAAAAGUAUCCCCUUGGUACUGGUUUUGAAGGUGCAAGGCUCCUAGUGGAUGAAGAAAACAAACAGUCGCGAGAACAACGCUAUGUUCGCUGUGCAGAGACCUACACUCUCACGGCAAAGACUGAAUUUCAUCUUGUUAUUUGUAUGACAAGUAACAUGUCUCACCGUCUCUUGGGUGCAAAACGCAUCUCAAUCGACACAUCUUUCAAGCGCCUUCAUGGCUGGCAGGAAUUUGAGAUUGAAGCAUGGGAUAGCGAACAUAUGCGAUCUGUGAUGGGUGCAAGAGCUUUCACAACAUCUCAAAGUGCCCAAGCACACUUAAUUCUCUUCCGGCGUAUUUUUGAGAUUGCUGAAGAAGAUACAGGACUAUCAGUGUCCUUCCAACACAUUCACGGCACAGGGUAUGAGUCUGUUGUUGCCGACGGACACAUGGGGCAGGGACUAGGUCUCGGGAUGUUCUGCGUCGAACUCUGUAAGAAUAAUAACACGUUCUGUGUUUACGAAAAACAAUGUCUGCUCCGUGACCUGGAUCCAUAUGCUCACUUGCGUCGUUUCUACCGUGUUUGUGUCACGCACUUCAAGCGCAAUGUUCAGGCACUCCGAACCUAUGUGUCAAGUGAGGUAUAUUCUGCAAUGUUGAGUUUAGCAUCUUCGGAGCCACAUCCGGACAUCAACAAGACACUAGCAACCAUCCGCGGCGGUGGGAGGAAAGCUCAAGCUUGGUUGAAGGAUAAAUUAGAAACAAAUAAAUUUGUGCUUGCUGCAAUAUACCGCCCAGCAAGCCUAAUACCCAAAGUCAUUUGGAGAGCCUGUCCAUCGACUACGAACGGCAAUGAGCAAGCCCAUCACAGUGCAAAUCGUGAUGGUGUUAAUCUCACCCUUCUUGGUGGCAUCAUGCGGGGUCGCGACUUUGAUGAGCGUGCUGCACAAAGUAUGGAAGUCCAUACAUCCUUGGGUAUCAACACCCGCGAUCAAGAUGCUACACAUGUCCGCCGUGCCACAAGAUCUAUUGUUCGACAAGCUCUCGUUCAACGGCGUUGA
Molecule: messenger RNA, 1812 nt
Organism: Suillus paluster
Lineage: Eukaryota; Fungi; Basidiomycota; Agaricomycetes; Boletales; Suillaceae
Exons: 8
Coding region: 1-1812 (603 amino acids)
Source: RefSeq, a predicted model, not a curated record